Pyrus x bretschneideri (Chinese white pear) is the source of this 1068-nucleotide messenger RNA. Its product is annotated as glutathione S-transferase U17. The transcript has 2 exons. The record is from RefSeq and is a predicted model, not a curated record. Gene Ontology annotation, biological process: glutathione metabolic process. Lineage: Eukaryota; Viridiplantae; Streptophyta; Magnoliopsida; Rosales; Rosaceae. Gene Ontology annotation, cellular component: cytoplasm. Gene Ontology annotation, molecular function: glutathione transferase activity. Bases 132 to 827 code for a protein of 231 amino acids.
AAACCUCCUCAUAAAUCCUCCUGCUUUCACCUUUCAUGCACAUUCAUAAAUAACAGGAACCCCAAAACACAGAUUUUGCAUUUGCAUUUCGACAGCUUUUCGAGUUUGAUAGAGAAUCUGAAUCAUUGAUCAUGGCGAAGAGCGACGUAAAGGUUUUGGGAGCGUGGCCGAGCCCAUACGUGAUGAGGGCUCGGAUCGCGCUCAAUAUCAAGUCAGUGGAGUAUGAGCUUCUUGAGGAGACGUUCGCACCCAAAAGCCAGCUUCUUCUCCAGUCCAAUCCAGUCCACAAGAAAAUCCCAGUUCUCAUUCAUGGUGAUAAGCCCGUCUGUGAGUCUCUCAUCAUUGUGGAGUACAUCGAUGAGGUUUGGGCCUCAGGCCCGUCGAUUCUCCCUUCUGACCCGUUGGAUCGCGCUACUGCAAGAUUUUGGGCUGCCUACGUCGAUGAGAAGUGGUUUCCGUCGCUGAGAGGCAUUGGUGCCGCUCAAGAAGACGAGGCAAGGAAGGCAGCAGUCGAGCAAGUUGCAGAAGGGCUGGCUCAAAUGGAGGAAGCCUUUCAAAAGACCAGCAAAGGCAAGGACUUCUUCAGUGGAGACAAAAUUGGGUACCUGGACAUUGCAUUCGGGUGCUUCUUGGGGUGGCUCAGAGUCACAGAGAAAAUGAAUGGGGUCAAAUUUCUGGACGAAGCAAAGAUCCCAGGGCUGGUCAAAUGGGCUGAGAAGUUCAGUGCAGAUCCUGCUGUGAAGGAUGUUAUGCCGGAGACUGACAAGUUGGCUGAGGUUGCAAAGAUUAUUAUGGCCAGAUUGAGAGCUGCAGGUGCUUCCAAGUGAUUAAUUAGUGAAACAAAUCAAUGGAUCUUGUUGUUUAAACUAGUGACUAAGAAAUUAAGUCGGAUGUAUUAGACACAAUGCUGUAGUUUGGUAAAUUAUUAAGUCGGAUGUAUUAGACGAUGCUGUAGUUUGGUAAACUCAUGGACUUUGUUUUAUUUUGUGUCUGGUUUUUAUGUUUAUUUGAUAGUGAAAUAAAUCAUUUACGUGCAUCUACUAGUUCAAUAGAUGUCUUUUAUAUAAA